Girardinichthys multiradiatus is the source of this 9211-nucleotide messenger RNA. RefSeq names its product spectrin beta chain, non-erythrocytic 4-like. Gene Ontology annotation, molecular function: phospholipid binding; actin filament binding. The coding region runs from base 226 to 6639 and encodes 2137 amino acids. The record is from RefSeq and is a predicted model, not a curated record. The transcript has 33 exons. NCBI's taxonomy places the organism in Eukaryota, Metazoa, Chordata, Actinopteri, Cyprinodontiformes, Goodeidae. Gene Ontology annotation, cellular component: plasma membrane; cell projection; cell junction. Gene Ontology annotation, biological process: actin cytoskeleton organization.
GAAAAAGGAAAUCUUGAGGUCCUUCUGUUCACCAUCCAAAGCAAACUCAGAGCCAAUAACCAGAAACCCUACGUGCCUCAAGACGGGAAGCUUAUCUCAGAUAUCAACAAGGCCUGGGAGCAUCUGGAGAAGGCAGAGCACGAGAGGGGCGUGGCUCUGCGCAAGGAGCUGAUUCGUCAGGAGAAACUGGAGCUGUUGGCUCAACGCUUCGACCACAAAACGACCAUGAGGCAGGCGUGGCUCAACGAGAACCAGAGACUCGUAUCGCAGGACAAUUUUGGCUACGAUCUACCUGCAGUUGAGGCAGCGAUGAAGAAACACGAGGCCAUCGAGGCGGACAUAGCCUCGUAUGAAGAGAGGAUCGGCGUGGUUAUGGAGCUGUCCUCAGAGAUGGAGAAGGAAGGAUACUAUGACAUCCGACGCAUCCUGGCGCGCAAGGAGAACAUCCUGGGCCAGUGGAGUCUACUGAAGGAGCUGGUGGCUGGAAGGAGGACCCGCUUAGAGAAGAACCUGGCUUUGCAGAAGACAUUUCAGGACAUGGUGUACAUGAUCGACUGGAUGGAGGACACACAGGCUCAGCUGCUGUCGAAGGACUUCAGGAAGCAUCUUCUGGAAGUGGACGACUUGCUGCAGAAGCACACCCUGCAGGAAGCUGAUAUUUCUGUACAGGCUGAGAGAGUGGAGACGCUCAACGCUGCCGCGCUCAAAUUCACCACAAUAGAGGGGUACCAGCCGUGUGACCCGCAGGUGAUCUGUAACCGUGUGAACCACGUCUCUUCCUGUCUGGAGGAACUGAAACAGCUAGCGGCUAAACGACGGGCUGAGCUUGAGGAGUCGAGACAGCUGUGGGCCUUUUUUCAGGAGCUGGAAGAAUCAGAGGCCUGGAUUCGGGAGAAAAGCUCCAUCCUGGCCUCUCAGGGAUAUGGGAAGGACCUGAGCAGUGUGCUGAGGUUACUUCAGAAGCACAAGACUCUGGCCGGGGAGCUGCUGGCUCACCGCUCACUGCUGCAGAACACCAUAAAGCGAGGGAAGCAGAUUCUGAGUGAAAAGAGCUUUGGCACGGCAGGAAUCCAGGAACGCAUCAUGGAAGUUAAAGACGAGUGGAAAAAUCUGGAGGACCAGGCCGCACAGCAUCUAACCCACCUGCAGGAGGCGCUCAACUUCUUCCAGUUCUCCACGGAGACAGAUGACCAGGCGGCCUGGCUGCAGGAUGCCUACCGUCUGGUCUCCAGCGAGGACUUUGGUCACGAUGAGUACUCCACUCAGUCCCUGCUGAAGAAACACAAAGGGGUCACGGAGGCGAUCGAUAAACACAGAUUACAUGUAGUUGCGCUACGCAAACACAUGGUGGUGCUGCCUUUGCAAUACCGAGAGCAGGAGGAGGUGCAGGCGCGUCUGGGCGAAGUGGAGCAGCUGUACACAGAGGUCGCUGAGGUCGCCAUACUCAGACAGCAGUGGCUUCACGACGCGCUCGCUGUGUACGGCAUGUUCAGUGAGGUCAAUGCCUGCGAACUCUGGAUUGAUGAGAAGGAGCAGUGGCUGGAGAAGAUGGAGAUCCCUGAAAAACUGGAGGAUGUGGAAGUAGUGGCACACAGAUUUGAAAGCUUGGACCAGGAGAUGAACAGCCUAAUGGGACGAAUCCUGGAUGUUAAUCAGAUAGUACAGCAGCUCCUGGAUGGAGGUCAUCCAUCUUCUGCAGAAGUCAGAGGUUGUCAGGAUCACCUCAACUCCAGGUGGAACAGCAUUGUAGAGCUUGUGGAACAGAAGAAAGAUCAGCUGGAGUCCAUGUUACGCCUGCAGAAUUACCUGCUAGAGUGUGCUGAGAUCAAGUCCCAGAUCCAGGACAAGAGGAAAGCCAUUGACGCCACGCAGUACAUGGGCAGCGAUUUGGGAGGGGUCCUCGCCUUGCAGAGACGGCUCUCUACCAUGGAGGGAGCCCUGUCUGUCCUGGAGCCCAAACUGCUGCAUCUACAGGAAGAAGCAGAGUAUCUGGCCACUGCUCAUCCCAGUCGAACCAUGGAGAUUCUCGUGCCGUUUGAUGGUAUCAGCGUCGAAUGGGAGGAACUUAAAAGGACCCUGCAGGGAUGUGAAGACUCACUGAUGGUGGCCAGCAGGCUGCAGAGCUUCAUCCAGGACCUGGACUCCUUCCUUACCUGGCUGGUCCAGACCCAGACGGCUGCUGCUUCCGACCAGCUCCCCAACGACCUGGAGGAGGCAGAGAAACUCAUCAACAAACAUGCUGCUCUCAAAGAGGAGAUUGGACGGUACGAGGAGGACUACGAGCGUCUGCAAGCCAUGAAUGAGCUUCUAGAGUCCGAAGAUGCCCCUCUGCCUCAGGCCGCCCUGCAGCAGUGGCUACAGAAACUCGAUGUUGGCUGGAACAAGCUGCUCGAGAUGUGGGAGAGCAGGAGGGAAGUUCUGGUCCAAGCUCACAUUUUUCACCUGUUCCUGCGAGAUGUCAAACAAGCAGAGUCCUUCCUGAACAACCAGGAAUCAGCGCUCGCUCAUGUGGAGCUUCCCACCACGGUAGAAAUGGUCGAAGGUGCUAUAAAGAAACACAAGGACUUCACCACCACCAUGGAGCUAAAUCUGCACAGGAUCAAAGCUGUGAUCGAGGCAGGAGAAAGCCUGAUCAGCCAGAACAACAUCUACUCUGAGCGCAUCAGGGAGCGCAUCGACACCCUCGCCAGCAGGGGAAACCAGAACAGGGAGCUGGCCCAGCAGUGGCUGGAAAAACUAAAUGACCAGUGGGAACUUCAGAUAUUUCUCCAAGACUGUCAUGCGCUGGGGGACUGGGUGUACGAGAAGAUGCUGAUGGCGAGAGACAGCAGCCGAGACGAUACCCAGAAGCUUCACAAGAAAUGGCAGAAGCACCAGGCUUUCAUGGCCGAGCUAGCCCAGAACAGGGAAUGGCUGGAUAAAAUUGAAAAGGAAGGCCAGCAGCUGAUUAAGGAGAAGCCGGAACUGAGCCCGGUGGUCCGGAAGAAGCUGGAGGAGAUCAGGGAGUGCUGGCUGGAUCUGGAGAGCACCACUCAGGCCAAAGCUCGCCAGCUCUUCGAGGCUAACAAGGCCGACCUGCUGGUGCAAAGUUACGAAAGCCUUGACCAGAGGCUGGGCCAGCUAGAGGGUCAGCUGGUCUACGUGGACCAGGGACAGGAUCUCACCACCGUCAACAAACACCUCAAGAAACUACAAACUAUGGAGACUCACAUGGAGGAGUGGUAUAGGGAGGUGGGCCAGCUCCAGGUUCAGGCGGCCUCCAUCCCACAGCAGACGCAGAUCCAGGGCACGGUGGUGGAGCGACAGACCGCCGUAGAGACCAGGAUGGCCCGACUGAUCGAGCCGCUGAAGGAGAGACGGCGCCUUCUUCUGGCAUCUAAGGAGGUUCAUCAAGUGGGGCGAGACCUGGAGGACGAGAUUUUGUGGGUCCAGGAACGCCUCCCUCUGGCCAUGUCCCAGGAGCAUGGCUCAUCGCUGCAAGCUGUCCAGCAGCUUAUGAAGAAGAACCAGACACUUCAAAGGGAACUUGAGGGCCACAGGAGCAGAAUUGAAGAUGUCCUAGAGAGGGCAGGGAUCAUUGCCUCCAUAAGGAGCCCAGAAGCCGACUGCGUCAGGGCGGGUCAUGACCAGCUGGCCCAGCUGUGGGCUCUGCUGUGGGCCGAGACGGAGAGGAGGCAGCUGAUUCUGGAUGCCAUGUAUCAGGCCCAGCAGUAUUACUUCGACACAGCCGAGGUCGAGGCCUGGCUGAGUGAGCAGGAGCUGCACAUGAUGAAUGAGGAGAAGGGAAAGGAUGAGCCAAGCACGCUGCAGCUGCUGAAGAAACAUUUGCUCCUGGAGCAAACCAUCGAGGAUUACGCUGAGACCAUCGGCCUUCUGUCACAACAGUGUCGACAGCUGCUGGAGAUGGGACAUCCAAACAGCGAGCAGAUCAGCAAGCGUCAGUCACAGAUAGACCGACUCUACGUAUCUCUGAAGGACCUGGUGGAGGAGAGAAAGAGCCGCCUGGAACAACAGUACUGGCUGUAUCAGCUCAACAGGGAGGUGGACGAGUUGGAGCAGUGGAUCGCCCAGAGGGAGGUGGUUGCCAGCUCGCCUGAACUGGGUCAAGACUUUGAGCAUGUCUCUGUCCUCCAAGAAAAGUUUACAGAGUUUGCGUCAGAGACGGGAAGUGUGGGACAGGAACGUGUGACGGCCGUCAAUCAGAUGGUGGACGAGCUCAUAGACUAUGGACACUCUGAGGCCGCCACCAUCGCUGAAUGGAAGGAUGGGGUCAAUGAGGCCUGGGCCGACCUGCUGGAGCUGAUGGAGACCAGAGCGCAGAUGCUCGCUGCUUCACACCAGCUGCACAAGUUCUUCUCUGACUCCAAAGAAGUUUUGGCCCAGAUUGAGGACAAGCAUCGCAGACUACCAGAAGUCCGGGCUCGGCAGGGCAGCACUUCCAACACCAGCACCUUGCAGAGACUCCUGCAGAGCUUCGAACAGGACAUCCAGCUGCUGGUCACUCAGGUGCGUCAGCUGCAGGAGAGUGCAGCCCAGCUGAGAACGGUGUACGCGGGCGAGAAGGCCGAAGCCAUUGCUUGUCAGGAGCACGAAGUUAUGCAGUACUGGAAAGAGCUGCUGACGUCUUGCGAAGAGUGUCGGCUGCAGAUCACCACCGAGACGGACAAGCUGAGGUUCUUCAGCAUGGUCCGGGAUCAGAUCAUGUGGAUGGAGUCGAUCAUCUGUCAGAUAGGCACAGGAGAAAAGCCCAGGGACGUGUCCUCAGUGGAGGUGCUGAUGAACUAUCACCAGAGCCUAAAGAGCGAAGUGGAGGCCCGCAGCCAGAGCACCCUGGAAUGUAUCGAAAUGGGAAAAAUGUUGCUGGCUGCUAGAAACCCUGCAGCUGAGGAGAUCAAAGAGAAGCUGGAGAAGGUGAUUGUUAAGCAGCGGGAGCUUUCUGAGAAGUGGGACAAGCACUGGGAGGUCCUACAGCAAUUGUUGGAGGUUCAUCAGUUUGCCCAGGAGGCGAUGGUGGCAGAGGCCUGGCUGACCGCUCAGGAACCGCUGAUCAACAGCAAGGAGCUGGGAGGUAGCGUGGACGAGGUGGAGCAGCUCAUACGUCGACACGAAGCCUUCCGGAAAGCUGCCGCCACCUGGGAGGAGAGAUUCAGCUCACUGCGGCGUCUCACUACGGUGGAAAAGCUGAAAGCAGAGCAAAGCAAACUACCACCGACACCCCUCCUGGGCCGUAAAGUCUUCUUGGAUCCGCAAGAUGCAUUAUCCGGUCCAACAACCCUCCCCCGCCUCCCGGUCUCCCCCGUCAUGAGACAGACCAUCUACGAGCAGAAUCAAGCCAGCUCUCCUCCGUCUCCCUCACCUGCCACGCCAACGCCCUCUCCAUCGACUGUGGCUCGGCGGCUCGGGUCGACGGUCGCCAGCUACACCCCGGUGAUGAACGGCUCCGGUUACCGCCACACCCUGGAGACGCGGCACGGUGGAAUGGUGGGUGUGGCAGCUGGACUAGGCCAGCCAGCUCCCUCUUCGAUUGCUUCUAUUGCCACGGCAGCCAUGUUGGUGUCGGCCAAUCAGAUGCGAGAAAGUGCCAGCACUACAAGAGACCAGGCCACGAAAGCGAUGAGUUACUUACAGCCAGGGCAGGCAGGCAGGGAACUGGAGGGGAAAUCCUCGCCGUAUCUACGGCAACCCAAAAUCAAACACUUGGACGAUGCUGUGACGCCUCUGAUCGUGGCUAGCCGACUGGAGAGAGUCAGGGAGAGGGGGAGAGAAAGGGACAAAGUGGGGGAGAUGGGAAUGGAAAAAGCAGAGGUGGCGGUGAUGGCUGAGGUGGUGCUCCAGGAGCCGGUUCGAGAGCGUCUGCACAGUGAACCCACCAGAGGACCUCGGGGAUCCAGGACCGACCCUCUGGGCCAUGCAGAGCCUCAGGUCCAGACGUAUCAUCGGCAGCACUCCAGUGAGCAGUUGAUCCAGGCACGCAGGGAUGAGCUACCUCAGGAGGUGUGGCGGGAACAGGCAGAGAGGCGGGAGAGGCGGACCCUGGAGAGGCAAACAUCCAGCGAACAGGAGGGCCACGAGGGCCGGCGGAGAGAAAGGGACCGGCACCGGGGGGAGAGGCAGGAGUCCAGUGACAACGACAUGGGGAGGGAGCACUCAGACAGACGCUCCACAGGAGGAGAGAAGAGAACCACCAUGGCAGAGAUUGUAGAGCAACUUCAAGAAAGAGAAGCAGCACAGGCUCGUGGUGAGGUGCCCCGCUUGCCCAACGGUCUACCAGAGAAGUCUUCCCGCCUUGACCGGCCCAGAGCCCGGGACAGACCCAAACCAAGACGAAGGCCACGUCCCAAAGAGCCAGGAGAGACCACGCGGAGGUCCCGAUCUGCUCCAGCUCAGAGCAGCCAAGCAACCCCCCAACCACCAACCCACACAGCACACCAUGAGGGCUUCCUUUUCCGCAAGCUGGACAUCGAGAGCAUGAAGAAAAGCACCAAUAGGCGACCUCCCUCCUUCCUCCAGAGAGACAUCAGGGACAGUGCCUCUCUUCACUGCCCUCUGGUGGCUGACCUGAUCACGUACAGCCAAAAGCUCAUCCACAUCCAGCAAUGGAUGAGACCCACUCAUGAGCCCACUCAAAGCAGUGGAUGAAUGUGAUCAUAUGUACAUGCCCUGUUAUGUACAUGGAAAGGUAAAACAUAACUGUGAAUGGCUUGAAUCCAGUGAAAUCUCCAAACUGCUCCUUGUUGGGCUCAUUGAAACAGUCGGCCCGUGAGGAGAACAUUGAGAUUCAACCUGUCACUGUUACAUCAUGACUCUACAAACUAUUAUUUUGUGUUUCUGUGCAAAUUAAUAUUCUGAUGAAACUCACAAAACCUGUGUUUCUGAUUAUGGUGCAUAUAGGUUGUUUCUGAAAUGUAAUUGACCCAUUUAAAUUUAAUUCACUCAUAUGCAGUCAUGGAAAAUGAAAUUACACCUUUCUUUAGUUCUAAGGGUUCACAUUAGGGGUGCACCGUUGGAUUGGCCGGCCGAUCGAUCGGCCCAGAUUUCCUUAAUUUUGGGUGAUCAGUAAUCGCCCAAUACUUACAUGUGAAACCAAUCUUAUCAACUGAUCUUGUCUACCUCUGCAAAAGGUCUGAAAAUCACCCACAGUCACCUAAUGCUCUGCUGUGAAAGAAGGCUGACUGACAGGCCUGGCCACUAGGUCAUGUCUGCAGGUGCGCGGUUCACAGCUGUUGUCAACAUAAGAUUGGAACACUGAAGGUGUCUUGUGACCUUAUAACACCUGAUAGCGUCAGGGGUAAAGAAAAUUGGAAUUGGCAGAUCAGGCUUUGUAAAGAUCAUGAUCGGCCAGAAAAUUGCAAUCGGUGCACCCUUAGUUUACACGGCAGAACAUAGAAGAAAUUCGGCUUUUAAUAAGGUUUUUAAAUUGUUAAAAUUUAGCCUCAAGUGUACAAAACCACCCAAUCAAUUGCAUACUGUCAUUAUUAAACAAAGAUAGAAACUGUGUUUAAAAAAGUAAGUACACCCUCACCACAACAUUACAAUCGAGUUAAAGUCUGAACUUUGACUGGGCCAUUGCAACAACUUGAUUCUUUCCUUUUUAGCUGUUCUUUUGUAUUUGGAUGUAUUUACUGCUGUGUUUUGGGAUCAUUGUCCUGUUUAUGUCCCAGUUUGGUCCAACCUUCAGCUGUCAAACCCAUGGUCCCAUGUUUGACCCUAGAAAGCUUUGGUGAACAGAGGUUGACUUAGUGACUGCAAGGUGCCCAGGUCAUGUUGGUGCAAAACAAGCAAUAAUCAUCACUUCUCCACAGCUGAUAAGCUGUGUUUGGGUUUAUGUGAGUUUUUGUCCAUACAUCUUAACUUAGGUCCCUUCUGUGCAAAGGUUGUUGUUCCAAAAGGCUUGCGGUUCUUUGUCUAACUGUUCUGUCAUAACCAUCUCAGACUCUAUAGGGAUUAAUUAAAUUGAGUUAUUUAGUUUUUUGCAGUUUCGCUGAGUAUUACAUGGUCUGACCUAUGGGCGAAUAUGGUUCACUAAUGGCAGCAUGAUAGGCGCCAAGUUGUUUGAAAAUGACCUUAAAAUAAUUUCCAGAAUGAUGGGCCGCAGUAGUUGUUUCUCUAAGGUCAUUGCUGAUGUCUUUCCAUCUUGCCGUUGUAUUAACACACACCUGUGUGUUUCAGACUGGUUUUAUAAAGGUACUCAGUCUGAAGAAGAUCAGUUAAUCAACUGCAUUUAAUUGGCAGCAUCAGGCUGCUUCUCACUUAAAUACUAUGGAAAUGUCAAGGGUGUACUUAGUUUUUCACACACAGCUUUUUGGCUUCAUGCUCUUUGCUCACCAAAAUCUUUUAUUAAUUGGAACCGUUCUAUAGUAGAUAUUUGGACCAAGAUUUCAAUAUAAACACAAUGUUCUCACAUGCACUGCAGGUUUUUGUCCUCUUGAUUCUCUUUUACCCAUUUGCAGGUCUGUUUAUCAGGAUAUUAAGCUGCACAGUUAGUUUACCUUAAGUACUGUGCACACGUUUAAGGCACUAGUGAUUAUGCAGUUUAUUUAUUCUAUAAUACAGCAUUAAUUUUCUCAUUGAAAAGCAAGCAGCUUGGGAAAUGGUUGUUUCAUCUUAAACAAAAGUUGGUAGGCUUGUUUAUUAUCACCUUGAAUGCUAUAGAAAUUACAUUAAACUUAUAGGCACUUAUAAAAUGCAUUGAAGAAGGCCCUCAGCUUCCUUUUUUAAAGUCAGGACACUGUUUCUACUGUCUUCAUUGUAUCCUGACUGACUCUGUCAAACUGAGACCACCUCUGCAAAUAAAUGUUCUUUAUUAAUACAUCUGGUUGUUUGGCUGUUGCCUUUUGGGAAAAUCAGAGAAUCUCAGAGCUGGAUCAGACCAAAUAUCUAACAUGCCUAAGACCUUUGCACAGUACUCCCUUUAAGUGCCCCCUCUUAAUGGAUAUGCUCCAUGUAUGUGGUCACUUUAACGAAUGUAACAGAGCUUUCCUGUAAAAAUUGCAUUUAACCAAACUUUUCUCCUUGUGUUUUUGUCUCUUUCCCGUUGUGCUUCCGGCUGUCCCUCUGUUCUCCUCUAAGCAGGUCCUGGGUCAACCUGUACUGCGUGCUGAACAAAGGGGAGCUGGGUUUCUACAAGGAUGCCAAGAACACCACCACGCCCUACAACAACGAGCCCCUGCUCAACCUCUCCCACUGCCACUGCGAUGUCACCAAUGGAUAC